Molecule: messenger RNA, 3980 nt
Organism: Vombatus ursinus (common wombat)
Lineage: Eukaryota; Metazoa; Chordata; Mammalia; Diprotodontia; Vombatidae
Gene: RMND5B
Product: required for meiotic nuclear division 5 homolog B
Exons: 14
Coding region: 571-3324 (917 amino acids)
Biological process (GO): proteasome-mediated ubiquitin-dependent protein catabolic process
Cellular component (GO): cytoplasm; cytoplasmic vesicle; GID complex
Molecular function (GO): protein binding; ubiquitin protein ligase activity
Source: RefSeq, a predicted model, not a curated record
CGCGCCAAGGGGGCAGCAGGAUGGGGCAAGAGCCUCACUUGAAUUAGUGUAUUCCAAAGAGGAGGGGUGAGGGAGAUGGUUCUAAGAAUCUGCCUCUGCUAGGAGAGUGGGAGGCGGGGGAUACCUUGGCCCACAGUUUCCGGACAAGGAGGGCGGUGGUGCUGCUGCUGGACUUCGCUUUCUCCAUUCUUGCUUUCUCGGAGAGGCUGGCUGGCUGAUUAUUCUAGGACCGGUCCAGGUCUCAAAUUCUGGGACUGAGUCAGGCCGUGUUUUCCCUCUGUCCCUGGGAGCGGAGCGAACUACUCUAAUCGCCGGCUCUGGAUCCGGUUCCUUAACCGGACCGCGUUUUCUCUGUGUCCCUGCGGCAGAGCCGGUGGCUGGGGUUUCAGUGCCUUCUAGAGCCAGGAGCCUGGAGCAAAGAGGGUUCGAAUCUCAGAGAGGGAAGAGGCUGCUGUGCCAUCGGAGAGCUGAAACCUCGAAGCCCGGUCCCAGACCCAGGACCCGGUGGGCUGGCAAGGAACGAGAGCCGGCGCCAACAUGAGCCGGCCCUCUCAGCCCUGCUGAAGCUUCAUGGCAGCAGCCCAGAGACCUCCCCGAGCCAGUGACACUGCCCUCCACGCCAUGGGCAGCGUGGGUAGCCUGCUGGAAAGACAGGACUUCUCCCCUGAGGAGCUGCGGGCUGCCCUGGGCAGCGCCCGAAGCUCACGCCAGCCCGAUGGGCUCCUUCGGAAGGGUUUGAGCCAGCGAGAGCUCCUCAGCUACCUUCACCUGGCCAAGAAGGACUCCAAGGCCACCAAACGCUGGCCAUCAGGGGGGUCUCACCGGCAGGGGGAUGAUGACCACCAUAGCAACUAUUCUGGUCUCUACUACCGGGAGCACCCCCGGGGGGCUGACUUCACUAAGACUUCUCUGCCUGAGCGAGGCCGCUUUGAUAAGUGUCGUAUCCGACCCUCGGUCUUCAAACCAACGGUAGGUACAGGAAAGAGCUUCCUGUCCAUGCAGAGCCUGGCAGCCCACAAGGGCCAGAAGUUGUGGAAGAGCAAUGGUAGCCUCCAUACACUUGUGUGCAACCCACCCCUGAGCCCUGGUCCCCAGGCCAGCCGUGCUCGGGCCCAGCUGCUGCAGGCACUAAGUCUGGACGAAGGUGGCCCCGACCCUGGCCUGUCUGAUUCCUCCAGUGGCGGCAGCGGCGGCCCUGGCCCCUUCAGUGCCUCUGUGGGACACGUCAACCACCUUGGGGGCUCCCUGGACCGAGCUGCCCGAAGCCCUAAGGAACAGGCAAUGAUGACUGUUGGUGAAAUGGGGCCAUUGAGUUGCCUGCCCGAGCCCCCACCCCCCUACGACUUCACUUACACUGCUCAGAUAGCCCAGGACUCGGUGGCCCUGCGGCAGGGCCAGCCUGGGGUUGGGGGACUAUCGGAGCUGAAAGGAGGCCUCAGUGACGAUGAUGGCCCCAGUCCUUUUGCACAGGAGCUGGAGGACAGGCAGCAGCUGUGGCUGGCCGAGCUGAAGCGGCUCUAUGACGAGAAGCUGCAAGAGAUGGCCCAGAAGGCUGAACGGAACGAACGGAGCCUCCAGCUACAGCUCUUCAUGGCUCAGCAGGAGCAGCGGAGGCUGCGGAAAGAGCUCAGUGCCCUUCAGGGCCUGGCCAAGGAGCCUCCACACUCCCCGGAGAGCACCAGUCCCAGUCUGGAGGAGGAGGCCAAGUGGGAGGUGGGUCAGAAGACCUCAGAAAUCUCUCUGUUAAAGCAGCAGCUGCGGGAGGCCCAGGCAGAACUGGCCCAAAAGCUAGCCGAGAUCUUCAGCCUGAAGACAAAACUGCGAAGCAGCCGGGCCCAGGCCGAGGCCAAGGACAGUGAGCUGGCCCGGCUCAGGGAUACCCUCUGCCACCAGAGCCCCCAGGAUGACCCAGGCCCAGGAGAACUGCCUGACGGGGGCUGUGAAACAGAUGAUUCCAAGAGCCAGGGACUUCGGGGGGAGGUGGGCAGUGGUGGGGCAGAGCGGCUGUGGACCGAGCUGCAGCGGGAGCGCCAGCAAGGCCGGGAACAGGCCCUGCUCUUUGAGCAGGAGAGGAGGACAUGGCAGGAGGAGAAGAACAGGGUCCUGCGUUACCAGCGGGAGAUCCAGGUUGGGGGCCCAGAAAUGGAGCAGUGUGCAUGUGUGGAGCGAGAACUUGACAAAGUUCUGCAGAAAUUCUUAAGUUACGGACAGCACUGUGAAAAGAGCUUAGAGGAGCUGCUGCACUAUGUGAGCCAGCUGCGGGAGGAACUCACCAGUGCAGCUCUUCAGGGGACGCCUCUCUCAGCCACACUUUCUGUAGUGAUGUCUCAGUGCUGCCGGAAAAUCAAGGACACAGUGCAGAAACUUGCAUCAGACCAUAAGGACAUUCACAGCAGUGUUUCCAGAGUGGGCAAAGCCAUUGACAGGAAUUUUGAUGCUGAGAUUUGUGGUGUGGUCUCCGAUACUGUGUGGGACUCUCGAGAGAAGCAGCAGCAGAUUUUGCAGAUGGCAAUUGUGGAGCACCUCUACCAGCAGGGCAUGCUGAAUGUUGCUGAGGAAUUGUGUCAGGAAUCAACUCUGAAUGUGGACUUGGAUUUUAAGCAACCUUUCCUGGAGCUAAAUCGGAUCCUGGAAGCUUUGCAUGAACAAGACCUUCGACCAGCUUUAGACUGGGCCAUUGCAAAUCGGCAGCGCCUACUGGAGCUAAAUAGCUCCCUGGAGUUUAAGUUGCACCGACUGCACUUCAUCCGUCUCCUGGCAGGGGGCCCGGAGAAGCAGCUGGAAGCCCUGAACUAUGCACGGCACUUCCAGCCCUUUGCACGGCUGCAUCAACGGGAGAUCCAGGUGAUGAUGGGAAGCCUUGUAUAUCUCCGGUUGGGCAUUGAGAAGUCUCCCUACUGUCACCUCUUGGACAAUAGUCACUGGGCAGAGAUCUGUGAGACCUUUACUCGAGAUGCCUGUGCUCUUCUUGGACUAUCCGUGGAGUCCCCCCUCAGUGUCAGCUUUGCCUCUGGGUGUGUGGCACUGCCCGUGUUAAUGAACAUCAAAGCAGUGAUUGAGCAGAGACAGUGCACGGGAGUCUGGAGCCAUAAGGACGAGCUGCCUAUUGAAAUUGAACUGGGCAUGAAGUGCUGGUACCACUCUGUGUUCGCCUGCCCCAUCCUUCGCCAGCAAACUUCAGAUUCCAAUCCACCUAUCAAACUCAUCUGUGGUCAUGUCAUCUCUAGGGAUGCCCUCAACAAGCUCAUUAAUGGAGGAAAACUGAAAUGCCCUUACUGCCCUAUGGAGCAGAACCCAGCUGAUGGCAAACGUAUCAUAUUCUGAAAACAAGGAAGUCAGCUCAUUUGGUAAAGGGGACUUUCCCAAUGCCUCGGCUGGCCUUUCAUAGGGUAGAUGAGACCCAGGGAUGGAGAUGCCGUGAUAGCCCCUUUCCAUGGUGUUUUGAAAUGCUGGCUGAGAACAGCACUCCGUAGGAGUUGGGGAGGCAAGGUCCUUUUGUUAGCCCCAAAAAUCUGUGUUACAAAGGAAGAUCUGUGGUUUGGGGGUGUUUCUUCACUCUUUGGCUGUUGUCUGCUAAGCAGAGAACUGAACUCCAGUGGAUGGCUGCACUUUGGGCACAGACAUUAUCCCUGCUUCAGCACCUCUGAUGCCUUUCCUUGUUCUGUUCUCCCUUCCGAAGCCCACAUCUUACAUGCACUCCUGUGCCAGUUGUUUUGCUUAGUGUCAGUUUGAAGUAGCAACAAAUGUGUAACAACAAGAUAUAUUUCUCCACCUCUUUCCCCUUCUGUUAUCUUGCACUGCAGUUUGUGUAUUUAGAUCUAGCUCUACAACCUUAGGCCAGCCCAGGUGUGGUGCCAGCCGCUUACUACUGUACAGUGUUUCAAUUGUAUUUACAGGUUUUACAAUGUAAAUAGUCUAGGUAGACUUGGAUGCAGCUGUUUUAUAACUUUGAACAAAUAAAUCACUUGCCUUCUCUGUAA